CUAGCAGCUAGCAAGCUGGUGAUCUGCGAUUCGCGACGUACUACAGCUACUCAAAAUUCGAGCUAGAGAUCCUGCUCUACCACUUUCGCUACCCCCGGGCCCGCGGUCGUCAUGUCGCGUAGACUCCCAUUUCCUCGGCUUUCUCGCCCUGCCUAUCUCGUCACCGGCGCUAUCUUGGUCUUCCUACUCCACACCCUCUUCAUCCGCUCCUCAGAGUCCCCUUCCUCCCCCAUAUCCCCCGGACGAACUCUCUCUCGACUCUCUUCUCCUCUCCUCCCACUCCGAGGUUCUUUCUCCCCUGACACUUCCGCACUCCUCCCCGGUCAUGAGCGAUCGUACGAUGUGGACAUCGCCCCGUCAGGACUUACUUCGUUCCAUCCAGGAGAUACCAAGCACCCUAUCGAGCUUCUCAUCGAACGUGCCAAGAGACAAGCGGAUAGUAUCGAUGCUCAGAUCGAAGAGGUCACUUCUCUGGAGGACUCUGUGGAUGAGUAUGAGAGGGGGUAUGGAAUGAAACCUCCCAAAGGGUUUGACAGGUGGUACGCUUUCACUCGAAGGGGUCCAGUACCGAAGCCUCCUGCAGUUGCACCACUGCUCUCUGCCGCACACAACCCCGUGGUUCAAUUUCUCAGUCAUCCUGCUGCUGUGCUGAGAGAGAGAGUCAAGGAGGAGGGAAAACAAGCCCAAAUGUUCAGUCUCGAAUUAGUACCGGACGGUCAAGGGGACCCCGGUACAGCCUGUACGGCGGAUCAAGAGUGGACAACUAGGGAUUGGCGGACGAGAGGAAAGGGAAUGGUCAAAGUACAUGGAGACGGAGGAUGGAAAUUUCGAUGCAACAACACACUUUCUCUGCUUCUACCCAUCUUCCCUCUCAUGCCCAAGGAAAUGUUCCAUCUUGACCCACCUCUGGAAAUCUUGUUUGCAGUCGACGACGCUCCUAGAGGGAUGGUGCAUCACUCUUUCCGAGAGAGAGGAGAGGCGCUGGGGAGAGCUAUGAAGUUGUGGCCAGCGACUGCCCUUCACAAAGCGGAACAAGCUAUGCGUUGGACAUAUGGCUGGGUAUGGGCCUGCCCCGAUGACGCGCCGCUUCGCACUCAAAGCACUGACACAGUGUUGAACGAUAUGAGACCUGCACAGAUGCCAGCAGGUGUUGAACAGCUUGUCCAGCCAAAGACCUUCAUCGCCGACUUUGUCAAGUCUGCCGACGUCUGUUACAACCCUGAGCUCAUGUCAAUGAAUCGAGCUGCAAGGGAAUUGGGUCUGUCUCUUGCUACAUGUCGCUAUGUCCAUAGCUCUGAUCUUGUGUCGGCACCUUUGGAUGGUGUAUGGGAAAAGGUUGCAUAUAUACCCUGGGAAGAAAAACCGAUACGCAAAGCAUUCUGGCGAGGAACAGCCACUGGAAGUUUUCACAAUAAGAAGAUCCCUUGGAGAGGGUCGCAACGUGAACGUUUACACUUCCUCGCGCACAAUAAUUCCGAAGCCACAGCUCCAAUAUUGGUGAAGCGCGACGGUCGAUGGGUGACGGAAUCAUACCCAGUCCAAGAGAUGAAUGAGGCGUGGCUAGACGUUGGAUUGAGUGACGGACCAACACAGUGUAGCGAAGAAGACGGUAGCUGCGACGAGUUGGAGAUGGAGAUAGAUUUCAUGCCUAGAGUCAGAAAAGAGGAUGCCGUCAAGUACAAAUACGUGAUCGAUGUGGACGGGAACGGAUGGAGUUCUCGUUUCCGUCGUUUGUUAGCUGGCAACAAUGUGGUCCUCAAAUCCACUGUCUUUCCGGAAUGGUUCAAUGACCUAAUGAUACCGUGGUAUCACUACGUACCUGUCAAGAUCGAUUAUUCAGAUCUGUACGACAUUCUAGCUUUCUUUAACGGUCCGCCAGAUGGAUCAGCCCCGGGUAGAGACGACCUAGCUAAGCAAAUCGCCGAACAAGGAUAUCGGUUCACACAGGAGAAAUGGCGGAUGCAAGAUAUGCAAUCGUACAUGUUUUUGCUACUUUUAGAGUAUUGGCGCGUAUUAUCCGAUGAUAGAGAGGCCAAUUCAUAUCAUUCAUAGUUCAUAUAACAUUCCGGUGUAUACGGUAUCAUCAUAUCAUGAGAGUCACACGAUUAAUG
Molecule: messenger RNA, 2111 nt
Organism: Tremella mesenterica DSM 1558
Lineage: Eukaryota; Fungi; Basidiomycota; Tremellomycetes; Tremellales; Tremellaceae
Exons: 16
Coding region: 112-2052 (646 amino acids)
Source: RefSeq, a predicted model, not a curated record